Messenger RNA from Pyricularia grisea, 1140 nucleotides. RefSeq lists its product as uncharacterized. The transcript has 3 exons. The record is from RefSeq and is a predicted model, not a curated record. Lineage: Eukaryota; Fungi; Ascomycota; Sordariomycetes; Magnaporthales; Pyriculariaceae. The coding region runs from base 1 to 1140 and encodes 379 amino acids.
AUGCCUCGAAAUAGCCUCGACGCAACAAAAAGCACCACAGGGCUUGGUGCUCUUAGGCGCUUCAGCUCUACCUUUUCCCUCAAAUCAGAGAAUUCCUCCGAGCCAAAUGGCAAGCCCGAGAGUAGCAAGCACCGGUUCACGAAAAUGCUCGGAACCGUGUUUCCUACAACACGGCGACGCUCUCCGUCUCCGGUCACAAAACCAAAGACCACUCCACAAAUACCGGCUCAGAGUAGCCCGCGGACAACACCAGUCCGUUCAGCGACGGCAUCCCCAAUCCGGAGGGAGCAGAUCCGUAUCAUUCGUGAUCCUCUUCCCAUCCGGCCACCUAGACCCUUCUGCCCAGCAACCAAUCACAUCAUAGCGAGCUUGCAGCGUGGCUCCUCUCCUGUGCGGCAGCAGCAGCCGCCAGAUGCCCGUCAAGCAGAUAUCACGGGCGAUGGCAGCCUGGUGCUGUAUAAACCUCCUCCACCCACCCCGACGCAGCAACAAGCCUAUACUCAACAGUUCCGUGAAACGCAGACACACCGACACGCAGCGGGCUCGCCUCGCCCCCCGACGCGCGACACCGCAACACCAACCAGCCCCUUCCAUCGAAACGACCCCGACCACGCCCGACAACCACCACCACAACCCAGGCAGGAAACACCGCACCGAGUCAGACCCCCACACAUGACAGCCGGGCGGCGCCGUUCAUCACCCAGCCCCGAUCCAGCCAGCAUCAUGGCCGCGUUCCCCUCUCCGCCGUCCUGCCCACCACCGCCAGAGUGGAUCCGCGAGCAGGCCGCGGCCGGCAACCCGGCGUGGAAGUCGUCCAUGUCGGACUCGGGCCCGAGCAGGCGCUCGCUGCUGUGGAAGAGGCUGAAGCGGUGGGGGGAGAGAGUCAGGGGCCGGCUCGGGCCGUCGUCGCGGUCGAGGAGGCUGCGGGGAAAGGGCAAGGUGUCGUCGGGUGCGGAAGGGGUAGAUGACAAACGGCCAAUGAGCGACCCGUCGCCGCCGCCGCCGAGGCCCUGCUCGAGUGUGUAUUCGACGGGGUCAGGGACGUGUUUUGCCGAGUCUGAGGGUCGGGCGUCGGCUGCUGGGGCCCGGUUGUCGUGGCCUGGGAGUAGUCGUCCGCCGGUGGGUGCUUCGUGGGUUUGA